AGCCCGUUUCCAAGGAUAAUGAUCCUGAAGAGAUUCAAGCGUCAGAUCCGAGCAACCAAGACUGAGUUGACGAUCAGCAGUCUCCACAUCCAAUCUACCAUAGUGUCCCGCUAUGCUUUUACCAAGGUGCAGACUGUUAUGGUCAACCCUCAUGAUGAAUCUAAGGAGGCCAUCUUUGAUUUGGAGUUACCCAGCUCGGCAUUCGUAUCUAAUUUCACGCUCACAGUUAAUGGUAAGACCCAUGUAGCGGAAGUCAAGGAAAAGCACCAGGCCAAGAAGAUGUACGAUGAAGCGAGACGUCAGGGAAAGACUACAGCUCAUGUUGGCACAAGGGAUCGAGAGACCGAGAAGUUCCGCGUUUCUGUGAACGUCGAGGCUGGUGGAGAAAUUACCUUCACAUUGACCUAUGAAGAACUGCUGAAAAGGCAACUGGGGAAGUAUGAGCACUCUGUUAGUGUGAGGCCUGGUCAGAUAGUCCAGAACCUCACCGUGCAGGUGACAAUCUCGGAAAGGACAGGGAUAGAGUACGUUCGAGUUCUACCUCUACGGUCCAGUCGUCUGCUUACUAAUAAUGUACGAGGUGAAGCAGCAGCACCCCCAUCUACUGAGAUAGAGAAGAGUCCACACUGUGCCCGAAUCACCUUCCAGCCAACACCCGAGGAACAGGCUGCCCAGUCCAACACCGGGAUCGCUGCCGAUUUUGUGACCCAGUAUGAUGUGACCUUGAAAGACCUUGCAGGUGAUGUUCAGAUCUACAAUGGUUAUUUCGUUCACUACUUCGCUCCACGUGGACUUCCUACAAUCCAGAAGAACGUGAUCUUUGUUAUAGACGUCAGUGGGUCAAUGUUUGGCACCAAAAUGAAACAGACAAAAAGUGCAAUGCAUGUCAUCUUAAGUGACCUCCACCGAGAUGACUCCUUCAAUAUUAUCACCUUCUCAGAUGUGGUAAAAGUUUGGAAACCUGCCACAUCCCUCCAGGCAACACACCAGAACGUCAAGAGUGCUAAGGAGUAUGUGAAUAAAAUUGAAGCUGAUGGAUGGACUGAUAUCAAUGGCGCAAUCCUGGCUGCUGCUUCCAUCCUCAACCAGACAUCAUCUAAACCGGAGAAAGGUGGAACAAAGCAGAAGAUUCCUCUCAUCAUAUUCCUGACUGAUGGCGAGGCAACCUCCGGUGUUACAGCUUCCACCCGAAUACUGGAAAAUGCAAAAAAGGCCCUCAAGGGGACCAUCUCACUGUUUUGUCUGGCAUUUGGCGAUGAUGCUGACUACAACCUCAUGCGUAGACUGUCUCUAGAGAACCGCGGUAUAGCACGACGCAUCUAUGAGUACUCUGAUGCCACACUGCAGCUGAAGGGAUUUUACGACGAGAUUGCAAGUCCUCUCCUCUUCGAUAUCGAGUUGGCUUACCUUGGAGAAACAGCUCAAAACGUAACGCAGACCCUUUUCCCCAAUUACUUUGAAGGCUCGGAGUUAAUAGUCACCGGGAAGGUAAAAUCUGGUUCCAAGAACCUUCAGGUUAGGAUGACUGCUCAUGACCAGAAAGAGAAGAUCAGCUUAGAAAAUGACAUCACAGUGGAGGACAAUGACACGCAAUCCAGUUUUGGAUGUUCAGGCAGUGUGGAUGAAGUUCAGUGGUUUGUUCAAAGGCUUUGGGCCUAUUUCACCAUUCAGGACUUACUACAGGCAAAGUUCAAGACAAACGAUACUAUCGCUCGGAAGAUCCUAACUGAAAAAGCCACCAAUUUGUCCCUCAAAUAUAACUUUGUGACACCAGUCACUUCCCUGAUUGUAGUAAAGCCUGAUGAUCCAGAGGAACCCAAAACAACUCCAGCGACCACUACUUCUACUACAUCACUGCCUAGCACUACAGCUCAACCUAUGCCAGUGACCUCCCCUACUACAGUAUCUAUCACUACUCCAACUAUUCCUCCUGUAAAAGCCAAGACCACCACCAUUUCCAGACUUAUAAGGCCAGCCAAUAAAACAUCCAGAACAUCAAAUACGGCAAACAUAAGCACAACAAGACCAACCACUUCAAGACCAUCAACCAUCUCUCAAGUUACAGGAACUAGAGGUCAAGCUACUGUAACUCCAGGAAUUACCACGACUGGUAUCCUAGGUAGGAUGACUGCGAUAGCUUCUGCUAAUAGUCCAUUUCCAACUACUCACACAAAUUACCACCACAAUACCCCUCUGCUUCCCACCAGAACACCUCAACCGAGCAGUUUUAUACCCACAGUGACAGCUGUCUCCAAGACAGAAAAAACGUCUUCUACUUUCUUGAAUUCUAACCUGCCAAAGAUCUCAGUGGCUCCAAGCAGAGGGCCUAUCAUCUCAACGACAGAACCCACCCCAGAGACACCGACUGGGAAUCUCUCGACCUCUUCUGUAGGUACAGUUAUGCCGGAAGAACAGGAUCAAGAUGAAGUACAAGAGACCACAGUAUUUCCGACUUCUGUCCCUGUGAACCCUACUUCCCUGAGGCUUCUUAUUCUUCCUGAUGAUACUGAACUUCUACCUGGGACCUUCUCAUAUUCAUCCUUUGUGGAGUCCUUGAAUCCUCCCCCGGUUUACAGCUAUUUUGAGGAGAUUGCAGGUUCCAUUUUCAACAGUGAAAAUAUAGGAGAAGAUGAGGACAUGGACUAUAACAUAGACUAUUUAGUCGGGGAACCAGAUACAGACCAUGUCAGCGCUUCUGGGGGUGUUCCUGGACUUCAGACCUUCAUGUCUUCUGUUGAUGGUGAUCCUCACUUUGUGGUCAACCUGCCUCAAAUCCGGGAGAAGUUGUGUUUCACUCUAGAUGGACGUCCGGGAGAUAUUCUGAAGCUGCUCUCCGAUCCAGUUACAGGAAUCACCGUAAAUGGACAUUUAAUGAAGGCUCCUGUGAGAAUUGGCCAUGAAAACCGCCUGCGGACUUACCUAGACGUCAUUACGAUCACCGUUAACCAGCCGCGGUUCGGCUACGUGAUCAAUGUCUCCCUGGACAGUUUGAUGUUGAAGGGAGAAAAACUGAUGGUUCUCCCCUUAAACCGAGCUGCUCUGCUGAGGAAGCCCAGACUGACCAUCAAGAUCGCUCCGUCCUCCAAUAUCACUGUGUGGAUCGGUCGUCAUGUGGAGCUGCUGAUCCUGUUUCAUCGCUACCAACAUCCAACCUAUCUGCAGAUAAACCACCUGGGCUUUUACAUUGUGAGAGGAGACGGGCUGUCUUCCAGCUCUGGAGGACUGCUAGGACAGUUCCAAAACGCCCGCAUAGAAGUGACUGAUCGAAAACAGGGCAAUGAUGUGACCUUCUCCGGAACUCUGACAAGAGGCAAUCACACAGCCCCGGCGACUCUCGUGGUAAAAUCCUUGAAGGACUCGUCCUCGCAGACGCACAUGUCCAAAUGUUGGCUGGUGAAACACACAGAUGUGGAGGAUAUUCUCAGCGGAAACUACCUCUCCUAUGUGGUAUCAGACCUCCAAGACAUGUAAAACCUCCUGCUGCUGGACACAUACAGAUGUAGCAGAGCUGAAUUUAUUACUGACCCGUCCGUUUUGUGCAACUAAUUAAUUGUCAUGACCCUUGACCCUAGUGUCUUAAAGCUGUAGAUUGUGAUAAAACAACUUAUCAGCUCUUCAAUGACACACUCAGCACUGCUACAUCUGUAGUCAAAUGGUUUUAAUCUGGCGUCCGAUAACCCAUAAAGUCCGAUAAUCCGGCACUUGUUUCAAGCACAGAACUGUAAUAGGCUGUACGUACGUGAAAGGACUGGGACGUCGCGGGAUUUGGUUUACGUCUUUGUAUAUUUAUAUGAGAGAAAUGUUAAUUAAUAUGUAUAAAAUGUAAAAAGGCAAAGUAUAAUGAAAAUGAAUAAGGUUCUGUAUAAUAGAGCGGUAUUGUCCGAUCUGUGGGUCUCCAGGGGCUGCAAAACUACAACUCCCAGCAUGCGCCGACAGCCGAAGUCAUGCUGGGAGUUGUAGUUUUGCCACCACUGGAGAGGCACGGGUUGGUUACCACUGCCAUACAUGAAAUCAUGUUCUUUUUUGCUGCCACCACUGGUUUGCUCCCUAUAAAGCAGCAAGUCUUUUUUUAUAAUUUUUUUGGAAACAACGCCACCCUUGUCUGUUGGCGGUAUUGCAGCCCAUUAAAUUCAAUACUAUCUUUAUAAAUUCAUGUCAUUAGCUCCCCCUAGUGGUGGCUACAUGCAGCCCAUUCAAUUCAAUACUAUCUUUAUAAAUUCAUAUAUCGUUAGCUCCCCCUAGUGGUGGCCACGUGCAGACAUAUAUUUGAAUGCAUUCCCGGAGUAACCCUCAUAUCAUAACCUGCUAAAAAUUUAAGUCAAAGGAUUUCAGGGGCCAUGUCUGCAGAAGCGGACACUUAUUAUAUAUAUAUAUAUAUAUAUAUUUUUUUAUUUAUUUAUUUAUUUUUUUUUUACUAAUUUCUGAUUCAUUAGGCCGCCCUAAAAGUGGAAUAUCCAUAGGAAGAAUUGUAUCAUAAAUGUAGCAAGUAUGUAACAGAGAUUUUUUAGAUUAUUGUACAGAGAGAAAUUCACCCGAAAUAUGUGAUAUAUUUCA
Molecule: messenger RNA, 4554 nt
Organism: Bufo gargarizans (Asiatic toad)
Lineage: Eukaryota; Metazoa; Chordata; Amphibia; Anura; Bufonidae
Gene: ITIH6
Product: inter-alpha-trypsin inhibitor heavy chain family member 6
Biological process (GO): hyaluronan metabolic process
Molecular function (GO): serine-type endopeptidase inhibitor activity
Source: RefSeq, a predicted model, not a curated record